AUGGCACAGCAGACUGGAAAAUCGCCAGAUCCCUUGAAAAUGGAACAAGAAAAGGAUAUCGGCAUGACGCUGGAGCAUGCCCCAAGCAAUGCAGAAGGCUAUCCCGACAAACAGGCCCAAAUCAGCGCCGCCAUGGCCAGCCGCGGCACUGCGACAGAACAUCGCCUGGGAUACUGGGAGGCCUUCAAGCUGUACCGGAAGGGCGUCUUCUGGUCUAUGUUCAUCUCUCUUAGCAUCAUCAUGCGUGCGUACGACAUUGAAAUCAGUGGCAAUUUCUAUGCCUUGCCCGCCUUCCAGAGAGCCUAUGGCGUUGACUACGGCAAAGACCACGGCGGCUAUCAGAUUCCCGCCAAGUGGCAGGUGGCCAUGAGCAUGGGCAGCUUGGUCGGUCAGAUUAUCGGGGCGUACUUGGUGACGUUUCCCAUGGAAAGGUUCGGUCGCAAGAAGACGCUUGCUGCUUCACUCGCCAUGACGGGCGUCUUGACCUUUAUGCAAGUCUUCGCAAGCUCACUAGGCGUAUUGGUGGCAAGCAUGUAUCUGAGCGGUAUCGUCUGGGGCAGCUAUUGUGUCAUUGCGACAACGUACGCCUCUGAGGUCCUGCCCUUGAGUCUCCGUGGCUUCCUAACGGGCUACAUCAAUCUCUGCUACGUGAUGGGGCAGUUUAUCCAGACCGGCGUGACGCGCGGCUUCAUCACUCGGCUAGACCAGUGGGCCUACCGAAUCCCUUUUGCACUGCAAUGGUUCUGGCCUGUCAUUCUUCUCAUUGGACUCCCCUUUGCGCCCGAGUCGCCGUGGUGGUUGAUCCGACAAAACAAGAUGGAUCAGGCAGAGCAGUCCUUGCAAAAGCUUGUGCAAAGGACGUCCGGCAUCAACACCAAGGAGACACUUGCCAUGAUGGUAAAGACAGACCUGCUAGAGCGUGAUAUGGAAGUUGGGACCAAGUAUUCCGACUGCUGGAAGGGGUCGAACCGACGACGAAUGGAGAUUUGCAUCCUGCUCUUCGUUGUUCAGAACUGGAGUGGUAAUCCCGUUGGCUUUGCAACGUACUUUUUUGAGCAGAUUGGGCUCAACAGUGUGCAAGCAUUUGAUAUGGGCGUCGGGCUAAACGGGGUUGGCUUUGUGGGCACCCUCCUCUCCGCGAUUCCGCUGAUAUAUUUUGGUCGCCGUACUGCCUACCUGUGCGCCCUUGGCUUUAUGGUCGCUACACUCUUCACGGUGGCCCUGCUCAGCUUUGCACAUGACUACAAGACUAAUAAUAGCUACCGAUGGGCUCAGGCCACGCUACUUAUUGUGUUGCAAUUCAUCUGGCAGAUGACACUUGGCCCGCUAACUUACGUUGUGGUGUGCGAGACCCCCCUCGACCAAGUUGAGGUCCAAGACGAUUGCUAUCGCGACAAUGAUCGACGCUCUCACGGGCCAGAAACAAAGGGCAGGACCUAUGAGGAACUAGACAUAAUGUUUGAGCGAGGUGUUCCUGCACGGAAAUUCAAGACCUACAAGUUGGACGAUGAAAUAGUUGAUGAUGCUGAAAUUUGA
Penicillium daleae is the source of this 1536-nucleotide messenger RNA. RefSeq lists its product as uncharacterized. Bases 1 to 1536 code for a protein of 511 amino acids. Lineage: Eukaryota; Fungi; Ascomycota; Eurotiomycetes; Eurotiales; Aspergillaceae. The record is from RefSeq and is a predicted model, not a curated record. The transcript is spliced from 2 exons. Gene Ontology annotation, biological process: carbohydrate transport; transmembrane transport. Gene Ontology annotation, cellular component: membrane. Gene Ontology annotation, molecular function: carbohydrate:proton symporter activity.